AAAAUUGUGAAUCUCGCAAUUGUCUUAAUUUUGCAUUUGAGCAUUGCUCCAUCUAGCUUCGAUAGAAUAACGAUGUGCCGGAUCCCAUAACAUCUAACGAUUCGCUUAAAGCACUGUCCAACGAUUUACCAUGGACUUUGUAUGCAUAGGUCUUUGUAAAUUAUGAAACAGCGGUCUGUAAGAACAUUAGCACACACCAAUCAAAUCCGAGUCCGAUAAAAAUGGAAAACCCAUACGAUAAGCUUAACUCGACCAAUACGAGCCUACUGGAGCAAAUGCAGCUACAAUUUGAGGAGCAGCUACAAGUUAAUUAUGGACCUGUACACGAUCCAUUAUACGUAGUCAUUCCCAUUAGCAUAAUCUAUGCAUCGAUCUUCGUAACCGGUACAGUUGGCAAUAUCAGCACUUGCAUCGUCAUUUCGCGCAACAAAUCCAUGCACACCGCGACGAACUAUUAUUUAUUCAGUUUGGCGAUCUCGGACCUAUUGCUCCUCGUAUGUGGCAUGCCUGUGGAGAUCUAUCAAGUUUGGUCUAAAUAUCCUUAUGUGUUCGGUGAGGUGUUUUGCGUGUUAAGGGGACUAGCCGCCGAGACAUCAACCAAUGCUUCAGUCCUAACCAUUACGGCUUUUACCGCCGAGCGCUAUGUGGCUAUCUGUCACCCUUUCCUAUCGCAAACCAUGUCAAAACUUUCACGCGCCGUUAAAUUAAUAUUGUUUAUAUGGCUGAUCGCUUUGAUUUGCGCCAUACCGCAGGCCUUGCAAUUCGGAAUCGUGCAAUUUGCAAGCAGACCAGAGGACGUUGUGUGCCAUUUUAAGCAAGUUAUUGUAGAACAUUCGUUUGAGCUGUCGACAUUUUUAUUUUUCAUAAUACCGAUGACUUUGAUCAUGGUACUGUAUAUGCUAAUAGGCCUCAAAUUGCAAAGAUCUACGUUAAUCAAGAGCAACAGCCGGCAGCAGCAUAAGAGAUCCGACAGUUCGAAAAUUAAAAUCGGUAGUUCACGGAUUGACCGACAUUGCAAGCAUAGCAGAUCUACAAGAAGAGUUCUCAAGAUGUUGGUUGCAGUUGUAGUGGCCUUCUUCAUCUGUUGGGCGCCAUUUCAUAUGCAACGGCUGAUCGCUAUUUAUAGUAGAACAGAACAUUAUUCCACGGAAAGAAAUAAUUGGCUACGACUGCUUUAUGUGAUUUUCACAUACGUAUCCGGAGUGCUCUACUACUUCUCCACAACUAUCAAUCCAAUUUUGUAUAAUAUUAUGUCAAACAAAUUCCGAGAAGCUUUUAUGGAGACUUUGGCGAGAAGCUGUAGAAUGUCGCGCUCCUCGAUGCCACGUGAGCGCCGCUCCUAUUCGUCCUUGUCACGCUCCCAGCAGCGGAACCUGGGUGCCUACCCUUCAAGAGCAACUGCCAACAGCGUGGUUAGUGCAAUAGUCCAGGUACAAAACUCACCGUUGAAAUCCCUACAACAAUGUGACGUUUUGAGUAACCGCAUAGGAACACCGACCGAAGGCUCAAAAAAGAAAUGGUGGUGUCUUCUCAACUGGCUCCCAGGUUUGAAAAACAUUAGGCCGUCGCACAAUUUAAGUCAAGCAGUCCCAGACGAGCUAAUAGCCGACUCCGAACAUAGUCCGUCAAAGCAACAGGACGAAUACUUUUUGCAGUUGAACACCAUCGAGGCGGAGGACGAAUCCUGCAAACCGGUAUGAUGGAGCGGGAACUUCGCGUCGCCUUUAUCUUUAACUAACGAAAUCUUCAUUUUGUGAAAUUAUUCAAAUAGCAGGAUAAAACAAUAGAUACGUGUGUCGAGUAAUAACUAUUGUGGACAUUUAUUUACACUAUAUUAGAGAGAAAGACAUAAUAUAUUCUAAC
Messenger RNA from Ceratosolen solmsi marchali, 1863 nucleotides. RefSeq names its product neuromedin-U receptor 2-like. NCBI's taxonomy places the organism in Eukaryota, Metazoa, Arthropoda, Insecta, Hymenoptera, Agaonidae. Gene Ontology annotation, cellular component: plasma membrane. The record is from RefSeq and is a predicted model, not a curated record. Gene Ontology annotation, molecular function: neuromedin U receptor activity. Gene Ontology annotation, biological process: neuropeptide signaling pathway. The coding region runs from base 222 to 1700 and encodes 492 amino acids. The transcript is spliced from 4 exons.